CUCGGGCAUUUGUUGAGGGGAUCUGUGAAACGCGGAUGUCCCUGAUGAAGGGAGAUGGAGAUGAAAGUGGUGACCGGGAUCUUUUGUCGCUUGGAAGCACGAGCAGAAGCACAAGCAGCAGUCAGGGGGAAGUUUUUCCAACGAAGCAAGCAAGUGCAGGAGUAGAGGAUGAAUCCAUGUAUCUUACCAUGUUGUGCUCGCUCUCGAGGAAUGGCCUGAACAUGCUGGCGGGUGGUGCGAACGGUGGAUUUAGUCUGAAGUCUCCUGCUAUCGGAAAUUUGGAUGUCACUCCUGGAAUUUCAGGCUUGCGGAAUUUAUCGCUGGGGGCUGGGAGUGAGAGGACGAGUACGGUUUCUGGCGGUGGAUUUACAGAAUUCUACAGGUCCAGUGUGCCUAAGAUUCGAUCAUCAUUGUCAGAGACAGGAUUGCGGUCCGUAAGCGAUGACAUAAAGGUCAACGGCGAGGGAAGGGAAUCUCCCUCUCACCGAGAAGAGAUUGGUAGGAUUUCUGGCAAAGUGGGAUUUCCGCUUAAAAGCGAUGUUACAAAUUUAUCAACAGAUGCAUGCUGGAGGCUAAUUCUCAAACUUGGGAUGCGUUGGCCUGCUUGGAAUGGAACAACGGCAUCACUAGCAAAUCAAGAGGUGAUAAAAGACAAAGAAAACGAAAAUGAGGAGCAAGGCGGAAAGCCGGAGACUCUUCAUCAAGGACAAAACUCUUUAAGAUUGCUCGCUAGCCGGGCCUUAGAAGCGCUUGCUCAGGCACCUUCUGAUCAUUAUGGCAGACGUGCUGGAGAUAUGCUGGCUCCAAAACAGAAAUCACAGGCGAUAUUAGAAACAAAAGCAGCAGAGAAUGCAUCGCAUCUUCCAAAAUCAGUUCAGCAAAGCUUAAUUGCUUCUAAGCAGUCAACUUUGGUGGCCAAAGCAUCCACUAUGUCACGAGAAAUGCUUGCCCCGAAGUCUACAUUUAAUGAGUCUCGAACUGCAUCCCUAACAAUCUUUUAUGAUGGAACUGUGAAUGUCACUGACAAUGUCCCAGCAGACAAGGCACGCCUUAUUAUGUUGAUUGCUGAAAAUUCUGGAACAACUCAUAAUACGAAAGCAUUGAAGAAUGUAGCCCCAAUUUCAAGACCACUUUCGCAAGUCCGGCCUAUCCUAGUUCCUACCUCUCCCUCAAAAGUAGACCCGUCGCAAUAUCUCCCGCAAUCCAAGCCCUUUUCUGUUCCCUCUGACCAGGCACCCUCUGCUAAUCGUAUCGAAGGUUCAACCUUCGAUCAAGGACCUGCAGAGGAUUCAAAUCCUGCAAAGACGGCCUCUGCUGAACAGCCUCCAGUGCCUCUCACCCUACCAAAUGCUCGGAAAAAUUCAUUGGCGCGUUUUCUGGAUUCACGAAAGAGGAGCAGAGGCCAAUGCUCGGAGGGUACAUUAGCGAAGAAACCAGUCUCUUCACAGGGUCGGUCAUCUAAUGCAAAGGAUUUAAAGGGUGGUGGGAAGUCACCUAUGCCAGACUUGUGUCGUAAUAUACCUUUGGAAAAGGAAGGGCCAUCUACCAUGUUAGCCAAAGCAGCAGACAAAAUAUCAACAGAUGUUGAGAUGAAGGAAUCGCUUGCGAAGUAGGAGUUGGCUAUGGAAGUACGUCAGGCCAAGAAGUCAAUAUUACUUGUCACAUAGAUAAUAAAUAGGUUAGAGAUUUUUGUUAGAGGUCACCUUUCUUUUCGCUUGGUGUUGAAGGUGAAACCUUGUAUAGGAUGCAUCAAGGUAGAGAUAAUUAAUUUAGGAACAAAGAAAAAUUCCAGCACUUGAAGGUCUUAAAAUCUGUGUCCCACCAGUUCACAGAUUCAUAAAAACUAACCAUGUGCCUUGUCAGGUGCUGGUGAUCUUGAGUUGAUAGAUUUUAAAGAAUUAUAUUGCAGAGUAACGUAAGGAUUCACUCGAUCUUUAGGAUUAGUGAGGAAGCCGGCCUUGUUGCUAGAUGAGUACCUGAUUUGGAGCGAGAUGGAGUUCUUGUGGUGAUGAAUUGAUGUCUUUCGAGCAUUUUGCAAGAAUUUGAUGUCCAAAACUUUCUUUUUAAUGGGAAUGGGAUGUACGACUGCAUCAACUAUGAUUCUUUU
Physcomitrium patens is the source of this 2107-nucleotide messenger RNA. RefSeq lists its product as uncharacterized. Gene Ontology annotation, cellular component: nucleus. The record is from RefSeq and is a predicted model, not a curated record. Gene Ontology annotation, biological process: regulation of jasmonic acid mediated signaling pathway; regulation of defense response; response to wounding. Lineage: Eukaryota; Viridiplantae; Streptophyta; Bryopsida; Funariales; Funariaceae.